AUGCACAGAGGUCAUCAUGACUGCAGCAUCCAAGUGAAGGACAAAGACAACAAGAAGGAUGAGCUCAUGGAGGAAGAUGAGAUGGUACCCAAUACAGAGGAGUCUGAGGUGGGUGAGCUUUGUGCUCAGUGGCGAUGCGCAUUCCUAUAUGCGCAAGGACCAGGGGCCUCUGACGUGACGGAUGCGAGGGCGCGCCUUCAUGCCGUUCAACACCUAGCGGAGUCCAUGGCUCGAGAUGCUGCAAGGACGGAGGGGCACUGUCAAGUACGUUGGCACGACUCAUGCUAUCGACGAGGUCAGCGCGCCGCUCGCUCGCGACGCAGCAGAUGCCAAGCUCACCGGCACCGUGCGACGUGCGAGAUGGUCGCCUGGCAAGUGGCGCGUGUAUGCGCUUGUGGACGGAUACCCUGGUGAGUUGGGCGCUGGACCAGACUUGCCGCUUCGAAGAGUCCGCUGACGGUGCUCCAGGCUGACACUCUGCUACCACGGACUUGACCACGUUGGGAUGGCAAAGAUCAUGUCAAGAGCAAGACGCAGAGCGCGCGCUCAUUGCGCUCCGAGGACCAUUGUUGGCCAAUACGGCAACGGGCGGGCUACACCUCCGCUUCAGCCCCAACAAGCAGUAUCGCCAAGCUGUGCGACGACUACUUUGCCACGUCCCAUCAGGCCGUCCAGAAGCAGCGUCGCGCGACCCCAACAUCGAGGAGUUGGUGCGCGAGCAUCACGCUAUAGUGGCUGAGCACGAGACCGUGCAAAUGGCUCCUGCUGCGCUAGAGCGCAGCAUCGACAUGGCAUCCUGCGCCGCUUGCUCCCGUCCAGAUUGUCCGUCGAUGAUGAUCUACAAGGAUGUCACCGUCGAGGAUCUUGCCAACGAGGCAGACGACUUUGGCCUCUUUGGUUGGGGAUGCGGACAAGGCCCAGAGCGCAUUCAACGUAAUUUGGCCAUGGUCGACUUUCACGAAGAGGCCUGGCCCUACGACGGUGUCACAAGAGCGAGUGAUCCCCCAGCAUAUGCAUCCAGAUUCGUCAUCGACUUUUGGCCCCAUGGUCAGCGUCACGAGAGAGUGCUUUUGCACCUGAUUGCGGCUCUCCGGAUGAUUAUCGCAGAGAGUAGAAAUUGGGCUGCUCUAGCGACCUCGCAAACCUUUCCUGAUUGUCUUGUCCAGACCGGAGCUCGCAUCGUUUGCCUUGUGUCCUCUGAGGUCACUUGCUUUCUGUUGCGACAUUUCAAGGACACUCUUCAGCAUCUCAAAGGGAUCCUUGGGCCACAAGGGCUGGCUGAUGUGCUGCUUGGAAGAAUGUCUCUACAAGCCUUUGCAGAAGCAGUAUCUGAAACAAGCAAGUACAGCUACAAGCUGCUCUCAGACGCCAAGCAUGCAGGCUUCAGCAUCACACAGGAAGCAGGUCAUGUGUAUGAUUUGACCAUUGAAGUUCUCAAUGGCAGCAUUCCUCUGCUGCAGCAUACUCUGCUUAUCCUCUCAUCUGUCCAUAAGGGGGUCAUCAAGUACUGGCCUCUGCUUUGCAAGCACUAUAGCAGACUGUCCUACAUCGACACAGCCAUCUUCUGUCUAGCUGAGCAUCACGGCAGGCCAGCAAAGUUGUUGCUGGAGCAGGUGACUCCCAACAUCUCCAAGAUGCUCAUCGAGAUGAAGCGCGCCAUCCAUUUGCUGCUCAAAAUCAAGCUGCUCUACUAUGCGUCCACAACCCAGCCCUCUUUGGCCUUGCCGUCGACUUUGCAAGGCAACGACCAUCGGCCGGCUCAAGCUUUGCAGGUCAACAGAGCUCUGCUGGCGCAGAUUUUGCGAAACACCAACUGUCCAACGGCUCAAGCUCUGCAAGGCAACAGCAAGCGUCCGCUUCCCACGACCAGCAACGAUGCUCCGUCGAGCAAGCGUCCGCUUCCCACGGACAGCAACGAUGCUCCGUCGAGCAAGCAUCGGGCGCGUCGAGCGCACCAGUCGGCCGAUGAGGAGGAUACUGUUAGACGCGUCAGCCGUCACCACCGCCUGGACCCACGUGACCGAGACGCGCGCCGCGCUCCCCGACCGCACACCCGGACCGCUCAAACCUAUCCCUGUGCGCCCGCGGCAUUUCCCCCCUGCUUCCUUUCCCCCUGUCGCAAUUAUUGUCUUUACUCAGCUAUCCUAGGAUUCGCCCCGCUUCUGUGCCAUAGUCACCGAAGCAUCCGAACCUUCUAGCAAUAGUAUAGCAUACUUGCCUGAUCACCCGAAGUACCCGAGCCUCUCGAACCCCAUUCCCGGGCUUCCCGAGGCCUCACCUGAAGUUCCCGGACUACACGAGUGUAGCCCUGACCAACCCGACCGGUGCUGUUGACGGUCGUGACAGAUACCUCGUGGGCCUACGAAUCUCAUCUGUGGAUAGCUGGUAGUUGGAUAGAACACGUCCCCUUGGGAGAGAAAGCGAGCUCAAGGUCGACCAAAGCUGGGAAGCCGCACGCGCCAGGCUCAAGCGCUGUCCCUGAUAACGCUCGCGCAAGCCCCGCCCACGACGAGAACGAAUGCGUAUCGAGCACAGCUGCCACUAGCAUUAGGAGGACUCGCGCAUCGAGGGCGGCCAACGAGGAGGAUGAGUGCGUGUCGAGCACAGGCACCGUUGCGAGGGCAGCCACAACCAAGCAGAGUACAGCAUCGCGCUCGACAAGUACAAACAGAAAUUCUGCUCGUGCUCUCAAUUGGCCCUUUGCCCAUCGCCAGCAAAGCCUGUUCCUUGGCGCACCUGGAAGCGUGGAGAGAGCACAACAAUUUGAUAAUGAUCUGUUUAUGCCUUUCCCCAAAGGAAAGACCAUGGAAGAAGGUCGCCAGUGGUUCUUGGAGCAGGUUGAAGGCCACCAAAUUGGACCUUCCAUUGGUGGUGCCAACUCUUCUGACAUCACCUUUCAAGCCAGAGACAGCUUUGAUCAGAGAGCUUACAGGCUAGCAAAAGCUGCUGCAGCGGCUGGAGGUGAAGCCAAGCUCAGGGACGCUCCAUGGGAGGACACUUCUGCGUCCAUGAAGGGGCACCAGUCUGCUGCGCAAAAGACCACUUCUUGGUCCUUGGCAAUAGAGCAUAGAGAUCUAGUCACGGAGCUGGACAAGCUGGACGCAGCUGGUUCACUCAACAACGGUCUGCCCACCGCAACGGUUCAUCAGCUGGCAGAUCAGCAUAGAGUAAGCCGCUCAAGACUUGUCGACUUCAUUAGGUACAAAUACCGAAAGUCUUUGAACGCAUCGGUUGCAAGCAGCGAGUGCAUCUGCCCAGGAACACAGGUUGAAGGGGCCACAUCCCCUGACACAGCUGCAUCUCUGUCCCCAGCUCCAUCCCUUGUCCCGACCACAAGGGGGCAAUAUCGCUCAGCAGCCCAAGAUUGCAGCCGUUCACCAGCUGGCAGAUCAUCACAAAGUAAGCUGCUCAAGACUUGUCAAUUUUAUCAGGUACAAAUACCAAAAGUCUUUGAACGCGUCAGUUGCAAGCAGCAAGCGCAUCUCCCCAGGAACAGAGGUUGAAGGAACCAUGUCCCCUGACACAGCUGCGUCUUUGUCCAGAGUUUCAUCCAUUGUCCCAACCACAAGGAGCCCAACCACAAAAAGCCGUCAUUGCUCAGCAGCCCAAGAUCUUGCACCUGGUCCGCUGA
Molecule: messenger RNA, 3631 nt
Organism: Ceraceosorus bombacis
Lineage: Eukaryota; Fungi; Basidiomycota; Exobasidiomycetes; Ceraceosorales; Ceraceosoraceae
Source: the annotation of a GenBank genome assembly